GUCAAGCUAUGAUCGUCUGACGACCCGCGUAACAUACCUAACCCUCCCGACAGAAACAUAACAGCCAAGAACACACUCAAGUAAUUCAACGCGUCACACCGUUUAUAAUCGUUUUUGUCCAAGUACACUGUACACAUCAGCUCAUUGUCCCCUUGCUGCAAGGAGGGCCAAUGUGUUUGGCCACUUUAUUGGCUACAGUUGCAAAUGUUGAACAGCAAUGUUAGAUCUUGGGCACCUACAUAAGGGGACUUCAGUGUCGAGCAGAAUUCGGAUGCGCAAAUGGUUACAACGAAAGACUUAUUCGGCCGUGUCGCUGAUGUGUUAUUCCAAAUCAUCAUAAACGGAGACAUAAGCGCGGUUUUAAACCUCCGCCUUGUCAACAAAUCAACAUAUGAGACGAUUGGAUCACUCGAGCCGCAUAUCUGCCGCUGGUUCAUGCGCCUGCACAGUAUCAAUGCUUUUGCUCCUCUUAUCACACUGGAUUCGCAGACAGGCGGCCAGCGACCUGUCACAGUGCACACACUCCCAAAGUUCAUCUACCGUCAAAGUACUGCAAGUCAAUUAGCGCGGCGUAUCAUUCCUUCUGUAUGGGGCCCGUACAUUGAUGACGGAAAUCCCGAGAUGGAUUACAAUGCUGAAUUGAAACUCGCACAAACACUCGAACGGGGAUUACAUGUGCUCUUUCACUUUGCAGAUGCCUACCAUGACACCGAGAUUCUGCAAGUGAAAGAUGGGGCGAAAUCAGCUACCUAUGGCCCUGGGCGGCGUCUAGUACUGACUUGGGGAUCGGACCUGUACGACGACCUUCUAGAGCAUAGGAGCCAAUCGAUGACAUUCGAUAAGAAUAUCGAUCAUAUCUACGCAGUGUUGGAAUGGGGUCAUGUGGAAGCGGAAAUCGGCAGGAAACGGCUUCGCUUGAGGAGCUAUCUUGAUGAACAGAAUGAAAUUGAUUUUCACGCUGCUCUACGAAUGCUGCGGGAGCUCAUGGAGCGCAUGCUUCUUAGACACGGCCCAAAGGAUUGGUAUCGAGAUGCAAAGAACGAGUACAGCCUGAUUUCAUGGUUCAUCCUGAAGCAAUCACCCAGAACGUUGGCGAAGCUUUUCCUAAGCCCUCAAGACGAAUGUUGUCAUCUGGAUGACAAGACUACUGAUGCUGGCGUCAGAGAGUGUCGCUUUGCGGAUCCCUUGGACAGUUACUGGAAGGAGUGGGAGAAUGACCUGGAGCUGCGAUGUCACGAUUGCGACUGUAGACGCCGCGUCCGGAGCUGGAGCGUGAAGCCGGCAGUGAUUGACGCUCGAGGGCGGGAAUUCGACCGAGCAGCGGAGAAGUAUCUAAAGGAGAUGUGGAGUCAAAGACAUAUUGGGCUCCACCACGCUUUUACCAUGGGUCACUUCAGUACAUUCUGACGUUUGUCAUAUAGAUAGUACCUACGGAGUUUGACAAUAGACUUAUCUCGCUGCGAGUCGAUUGAAAUUGGAGUAUUGGAGAUGUCACGUGAAGAUGUCCGACUGACCGCUGAUCACACCGCCGAACCGACC
Messenger RNA from Aspergillus novofumigatus IBT 16806, 1539 nucleotides. RefSeq lists its product as uncharacterized. Bases 280 to 1407 code for a protein of 375 amino acids. Lineage: Eukaryota; Fungi; Ascomycota; Eurotiomycetes; Eurotiales; Aspergillaceae. The transcript has 2 exons. The record is from RefSeq and is a predicted model, not a curated record.